AUGCUUGCUGAGGUUCUAAAAGAGCUUGAGUUGCAUCUGAGCAAAGUUGAGGGCGGUGGUGCAGCAUGCAAAGAGAAUUAUGCAGCAAUGGAGCAUGCAGUGCAGCUCUGUGAUAAGUUGAUUGAAUCUGGUCAGCAGCCAUCGAGACUACUAAGGCAGUAUUCCCUGCUUAUUAACAGGUAUAGGGGCAUAAUGCCGUAUAGAGAGCUGGACUUGGAAAUAUCGGCAUGCGAGGCACACAUAGAAUCAAUAGCGAGGCAAAGCUCUGUGUCCAGACUGGAGCAGGGCAUCUACGAAAUCAUCUCGGUUGCAGACUACAUCGACCACACAGUCCAGGAUGCCAGGCUUGCAAUUGACAACAUUGCACAAUAUCUUGAAGAUGCGGAAAGAUACACAGCCAUGGCAAGCCAGGAAAUGAACGCCGUGAUAAGUAGAAAAAGAUGGAAGAUUAAGGCAAUCAGAUACAUUGUUUCAUUUGUAUUUAUCCUACUGGCCAUCAUACUGUUUGUCAAGAUGGCUUUCUAG
Molecule: messenger RNA, 525 nt
Organism: Ordospora pajunii
Lineage: Eukaryota; Fungi; Microsporidia; Ordosporidae
Exons: 1
Coding region: 1-525 (174 amino acids)
Source: RefSeq, a predicted model, not a curated record